Brugia malayi is the source of this 3474-nucleotide messenger RNA. RefSeq lists its product as uncharacterized. Gene Ontology annotation, molecular function: RNA polymerase II cis-regulatory region sequence-specific DNA binding; DNA-binding transcription factor activity. Gene Ontology annotation, biological process: regulation of transcription by RNA polymerase II. Lineage: Eukaryota; Metazoa; Nematoda; Chromadorea; Rhabditida; Onchocercidae. Bases 1 to 3474 code for a protein of 1157 amino acids. The transcript has 4 exons. The record is from RefSeq and is a predicted model, not a curated record.
AUGAGGAAAAAAAGUAGCGCAAAAGCAGAAAAAACCGCAAAAUUAGCCUUCGAGGUAGCGCAAACGGAUCAAACAGAACCGUUGGAUUUAUCAAUAUCAAAAGUGAAAGUGAAGGGGGAUGGAUUACAAGGCUUAUCAAUGGAAAGAAAGGGUGAAGAAGAAAUUGGAUUGCAAGUGUUGCAAACAAAGCUCUUGGAUUUAUCGGCUCCAAAAGCAAAAAAGGAAGGAAAUAGGGCACAAAGUUUAUCAGUGGAGGGAGUGAGUGAUGAACGAAUAAAACCACUGUUACGGCUCGUUCCAAUCGAAACAGUAGUGAAACUAUCAAGGCAAGAAGGAAGGGCGAGAACGAAGAAGCGUUGUGAUAUAUGUCGAAAGGAAGUAUCAAACAUGAAAGAACAUAUGAUGACUCAUACAGGUGAGAAGCCGUACAGCUGUUCAAUAUGCAGAAAGAAUUUCGCUCAGUUGUGGAAUUUAAAAAGACAUAUGAUGACUCAUACCGGUGAGAAGCCGUACAGUUGUUCAAUAUGCAAAAAGAAUUUCACUAACACCGCUAGUAUGAAGCAGCACAUGAUAACUCAUACCGGUGAGAAGCCGUACAGUUGUUCAAUAUGCAAGAAGAAUUUCGCUCAGUCCGGGGAUAUGAAAAAACAUAUGAUGACUCAUACCGGCGAAAAGCCGUACAGUUGCCCGACAUGCAAAAAAAAUUUCACUGACUCCAGUAAUAUGAAAAAACAUAUGAUGACUCAUACCCGUGAGAAGCCGUACAGUUGUUCAUUAUGCAAAAUGAAUUUUACUCAGUUCAGUAAUCUGAAAGAACAUAUGAUGUUUCAUGCCGAUGAGAAGCCGUACAGUUGUUCAAUAUGCAAAAAGAAUUUCACUCAGCUCGGGGAUAUGAAAAAACAUAUGAUGAUUCAUACCGGUGAAAAGCCGUACAGUUGUCCAACAUGCAGGAAAAGUUUCACACAUAAACACCAUUUGCAGUCUCACAUGGGAACUCAUGACGUAGCGCAAACGGAUCAAACAGAACCAUUGGAUUUAUCAAUAUCAAAAGUGAAAGAGAAAGGCAAUGCAUUACAAGGCUUAUCAAUGGAAAGAAAGUGUGAAGAAGAAAUUGGACUGCAAUUGCUUCAAACAAAAACAUUGUAUUCAACCGCUUCAAAAGUCAGUGAUGAACGAAUUCCAAUCGAAACAGUCAUGAAAGUAAUGGAAAUGUCAAAGCAGGAAAGUAGAACGAAAAAGAAGCAACGCCACGAUGUACACCAAAAGCAAGAACAUACGAUGACUCAUACCGAUGAGAAGCCGUACAGUUGUCCGACAUGCAAAAAGAACUUUACUCAGUUCAGUAAUAUGAAAAAACAUAUGAUGACUCAUACCGGUGAGAAGCCGUGCAGUUGUCCAAUGUGCAAAAAGAAUUUUACUCAGUUCAGUAAUAUGAAAAAACAUAUGAUGACUCAUACCGGUGAGAAAGCGUACAGUUGUUCAAUAUGCAAAAAGAAUUUCACUCAGUUCAGUAAUAUGAAAAAACAUAUGAUGACUCAUACCGGUGAGAAGCCGUACAGUUGUUCAAUAUGCAAAAAGAAUUUCACUCAGUUCGGGGAUAUGAAAAAACAUGUGAUGACUCAUACCGGUGAGAAGCCGUACAGUUGUUCAAUAUGCAAGAAGAAUUUCACUCAAUUCGGGGAUAUGAAAAAACAUAUGAUGACUCAUACCGGUGAAAAGCCGUACAGUUGUCCGACAUGCAAAAAGAACUUCACUGAGUCCGGCAAUAUGAAAAGGCAUGUGAUGAGUCAUACGGGUGAAAAACCAUACAGUUGCCCGAUAGAAGUUCGCACCGAAUCAGUAGCGCAAACGGAUCAAACAGAACCAUUGGAUUUAUCAAUAUCAAAAGUGAAAGAGAAAGGCAAUGCAUUACAAGGCUUAUCAAUGGAAAGAAAGUGUGAAGAAGAAAUUGGACUGCAAUUGCUUCAAACAAAAACAUUGUAUUCAACCGCUUCAAAAGUCAGUGAUGAACGAAUUCCAAUCGAAACAGUCAUGAAAGUAAUGGAAAUGUCAAAGCAGGAAAGUAGAACGAAAAAGAAGCAACGCCACGAUGUACACCAAAAGCAAGAACAUACGAUGACUCAUACCGAUGAGAAGCCGUACAGUUGUCCGACAUGCAAAAAGAACUUCACUGAGUCCGGCAAUAUGAAAAGGCAUGUGAUGAGUCAUACGGGUGAAAAACCAUACAGUUGUCCGAUAUGCGGGAAAAGUUCCACUCAUCCCGGUAAUAUGAAAAAACAUAUGAUGACUCAUACCGGUGAGAAGCCGUGCAGUUGUCCGAUUUGCAAGAAGAAUUUCACUGAUUCCAGUAAUAUGAAAAGACAUAUGAUGACUCAUACCGGUGAGAAGCCGUACAGUUGUUCAAUAUGCAAAAAGAAUUUCACUCAGUUCGGGGAUAUGAAAAAACAUAUGAUGACUCAUACCGGUGAGAAGCCGUACAGUUGUUCAAUAUGCAAGAAGAAUUUCACUCAAUUCGGGGAUAUGAAAAAACAUAUGAUGACUCAUACCGGUGAAAAGCCGUACAGUUUUCCAGUAUGCAAAAAGAGCUUCAUUGAGUCCGGCAAUAGAAAAAGGCAUAUGAUGACACAUGCCGGUAGAAAACCGUACAGUUGUUCAGUAUGCAAAAAGAAUUUCACUCAGUUCAGUAAUAUGAAAAAACAUAUGAUGACUCAUACCGGUGAGAAGCCGUACAGUUGUUCAAUAUGCAAAAAGAAUUUCACUCAAUUCGGGGAUAUGAAAAAGCAUAUGAUGACUCAUACCGGUGAAAAGCCGUACAGUUGUCCAGUAUGCAAAAAGAGCUUCAUUGAGUCCGGCAAUAGAAAAAGGCAUAUGAUGACACAUGCCGGUAGAAAACCGUACAGUUGUUCAGUAUGCAAAAAGAAUUUCACUCAGUUCGGGGAUGUGAAAAAACAUAUGAUGACUCAUACCGGUGAGAAACCAUACAAUUGUCCGAUAUGCAAAAGGAAUUUCACUAACUCCGCUAAUAUUAAGCAACACAUGCUGACUCAUGCCGGUCAAAAGCCGUACAGUUGUCCAACAUGCAAAAAAAAUUUUACUCAGUUCAGUAAUAUGAAAAAACAUGUGAUGAUUCAUACCGGUGAGAAGCCGUACAGUUGUUCAAUAUGCAAAAAGAAUUUUACUCAAUUGGGAAAUAUGAAAAUACAUAUGAUGAUUCAUACCGGUGAGAAGCCGUACAGUUGUUCAAUAUGCAAGAAAAGUUUCACUCAGUUCGGGGAUAUGAAAAAACAUAUGCUGAUUCAUACCGGUGAAAAGCCGUACAAUUGUCCAAUAUGCAGAAAAAGUUUCACACAAAAAUACAAUUUGCAGUCUCACAUGCUAACUCAUGAUAUAAACAGACCAGUCUACCACUGUACUGUAUGCAGUAAAGAUUUUCAGACUAAAUGCGGAUUGAAAUUACACAUGCGGGAUCAUUAA